UGUGUCAGCACACCCACACCGGGCCACAACAAUGGCCACCGCCAAUGUCCCAGUCCCUGGAGAGGUCUCACCGCUCACCGAGAUGCACUCAGGGCCUAUUAGGUUUUCUGAACCAGAUGAAUAACUCAAGUCACUCUGUCCUUCAGCCUUCAUUCCAAGGAUGCAUGCAGCUCAUUCAAGUGGAUGAUCAACUUGUAAAUUUAUACGAAGUGACACAAAGGAGGCCAGGAAGUUUUGCGAAUGUCAGCAUUGACAUGUGCGCCAUCAUAGACAGAUGUGUGCCCAAUCACUGUGAGCAUGGUGGGAAGUGCUCACAAACGUGGGACAGCUUCAAAUGCACUUGUGACGAGACGGGAUACAGUGGGGCCACCUGCCACAACUCUAUCUAUGAGCCUUCCUGCGAAGCAUACAAACACCUAGGCCAGACAUCAAAUUACUACUGGAUAGAUCCUGAUGGCAGCGGACCUCUGGGGCCUCUGAAAGUUUACUGCAACAUGACAGAGGACAAAGUGUGGACCAUAGUGUCUCACGAUUUGCAGAUGCAGACGACAGUGGUGGGCUACAACCCAGACAAAUACUCGGUGACACAGCUCAUUUACAGCGCCUCCAUGGACCAGAUCAGCGCCAUCACCAGCAGUGCCGAGUACUGUGAGCAGUAUGUCUCCUACUUCUGCAAGAUGUCCAGGUUGUUGAACACCCCAGAUGGAAGUCCUUACACCUGGUGGGUUGGCAAAGGCAACGAGAAGCACUACUACUGGGGCGGCUCCGGGCCCGGAAUUCAGAAAUGCGCCUGCGGCAUCGAGCGGAACUGCACGGACCCCAAGUACUACUGUAACUGUGAUGCGGAUUACAAGCAGUGGAGGAAGGACGCUGGCUUCUUAUCCUACAAAGAUCACCUGCCGGUGAGCCAGGUGGUGGUUGGAGAUACCGACCGGCAAGGCUCGGAAGCCAAGCUGAGCGUGGGUCCCCUGCGCUGCCAAGGAGACAGGAAUUAUUGGAAUGCUGCCUCUUUCCCAAACCCAUCAUCCUACCUGCACUUUUCUACUUUCCAAGGGGAAACCAGUGCUGACAUUUCCUUCUACUUUAAAACAUUAAUCCCCCGCGGAGUGUUCCUUGAAAAUCUGGGGAACACAGAUUUCAUCAAACUCGAGCUGAAAUCUGCCACAGAAGUGUCCUUUUCAUUUGAUGUCGGAAAUGGGCCAGUGGAGAUUGUGGUGAGGUCGCCCUCCCCUCUCAAUGAUGACCAGUGGCACCGGGUCACCGCAGAGAGGAAUGUCAAGCAGGCCAGCCUACAGGUGGACCGGCUGCCGCAGCAGAUUCGCAAGGCCCCGACAGAAGGUCACACCCGCCUGGAACUCUACAGCCAGCUGUUUGUUGGUGGUGCUGGAGGCCAGCAGGGCUUCCUGGGCUGCAUCCGCUCCCUGAGGAUGAAUGGAGUGACACUGGACUUGGAGGAAAGAGCAAAGGUCACAUCUGGAUUCAAAUCCGGGUGCUCAGGCCACUGUACCAGCUAUGGGACCAACUGUGAGAAUGGAGGCAAAUGCAUAGAAAAAUACCAUGGUUAUUCCUGUGAUUGCUCCAAUACGGCAUAUGAUGGAACUUUUUGCAACAAAGAUGUUGGCGCAUAUUUCGAAGAGGGGAUGUGGCUACGGUAUAACUUCCAGGCAUCCGGGGUCAGUGCCAAAGAAUCGGGCAGUAGAUCGGAGAGCUCCCCCGAUCAGCAGAACUCGCUGCCGGACCUGGCCCACGAGGAGAUCCGUUUCAGCUUCAGCACCACCAAGGCGCCCUGCGUUCUCCUCUACGUCAGUUCUCUCACCACCGACUUCUUGGCAGUUCUCGUCAAACCCACCGGAAACUUACAGAUUCGGUACAACCUGGGUGGCACCAGAGAGCCAUAUAAUAUUGAUGUAGACCACAGGAACAUGGCCAAUGGACAACCCCACAGUGUUAACAUCACCCGGCACGAGAAGACCAUAAUUCUCAAGGUUGACCAUUAUCCUUCUGUGAGUUACCACCUGCCAAGUUCAUCUGACACCCUGUUCAACUCUCCCAAGUCGCUCUUUCUAGGAAAAGUUAUAGAAACAGGGAAGAUUGACCAAGAGAUUCACAAAUACAACACCCCGGGAUUCACUGGGUGCCUCUCCAGAGUCCAGUUCAACCAGAUUGCCCCUCUCAAGGCGGCCUUGAGGCCAACAAACGCCUCAGUUCACGUCCACAUCCAGGGCGAGCUGGUGGAGUCCAACUGCGGGGCCUCCCCGCUGACCCUCUCACCCAUGUCGUCUGCCACCGACCCCUGGCACUUAGAUCACUUGGAUUCAGCCAGUGCUGAUUUUCCAUAUAAUCCAGGACAAGGCCAAGCUAUAAGAAAUGGAGUCAACAGAAACUCCGCUAUCAUUGGAGGGGUCAUUGCUGUGGUGAUUUUCACCAUCCUCUGCACCUUGGUCUUCCUCAUUCGGUACAUGUUCCGUCACAAGGGCACCUACCACACCAAUGAAGCGAAGGGAGCAGAGUCAGCAGAGAACGCGGAUGCUGCCAUCAUGAACAACGACCCCAAUUUCACAGAGACCAUUGAUGAGAGCAAAAAGGAAUGGCUCAUUUGAGGGGUGUCUAUUUGGCUAUGGGAUAGGGAGGGGGAAGUUAUUAGGGAGGAGGGAAAGGGACAAAAGCACCCUGCUUCAUACUCUUGAGCACAUCCUUAAAAUAUCAGCACAAGUUGGGAGAGGCAAGCAACAGAAAAUUCUUGCGACUGAUUGCCACAAAAAACACUUUUUACUAUUUCUUUAUAGCUGAGUUUUCCCCUUCUGUAUGAAAACAAAAUAAUACAAAAAAUGCUUUUAGAGUUUAAGCAAUGGUUGAAAUUUGUAGGUAAUAUCUGUCUUAUUUUGUGUGUGUUUAGAGGUGUUCUAAAAACCCAUGGUAACAGGGCAAGUUUUCUACAUUUUGAAGAGCCCUUGGAACGUGGAAAUUUUUUCUUGAGAAAAGCUGAUGCGCGUACAUAUGGUCUCUAGCAUUCUCUUCCUUUUGCAUAUAGUCAACUUUUAACGGGCUGUGGUAGUAACUAGUUCAUGUCAUAUAAUAUUUCCUUUGGUGUCCUGUAAAUUGGAAAAAGAAAGGGGCAAAGAGAACCUAUUAUUUGCCAGUUUUCAAAGAGAUCUCAAUUUAUGCCAAUUCUCUGAAGUUCCCGCCUGAAGCAGUUGAAGGAAGAAAGUACAUGGCACCAGUCGUGUAAUGACGUAAUCAACACAAUGGAAAGAAGCAUUAGUAACCGGGGAAGUAGUUUCAUAUUGGGAUUGUUGGUUUUAUUUUUCAUCGAAUUCUACGAGAUAAUAGUUCCAUGUAUGUAGUCUUAGACCUGUUCAAUAUCUGUAACUAUCAGCUAUAAUACCGUGGUGACCAGCUGUUACAAAAGAUUUUUCCUCUGCUUUACCUGCAACGUAUUGGGCUAUAUUAUGUGUGUGUGUAAGCACCUUGGUGGGGAAUUAGAGCCAGAUGUUAUGAUUUGUUUGUUCUGUUUCUUUUAUAGUUGUAGCAAGAGUAUGGACACUUUCUAGUGAAUGCAUAAAUUAGGUUGCUCUUCUUAUUUUGCUUUAAAUCUCUAGUUUUUAAGCCCCUGUGACAAAAUCCUAGCAGGCAGUGUCCUUGAAUGGACACCUCACAAUAAAAUCAAGUUAUGAUUGC
Messenger RNA from Diceros bicornis minor, 3678 nucleotides. RefSeq names its product contactin associated protein 2 (gene CNTNAP2). The record is from RefSeq and is a predicted model, not a curated record. The transcript is spliced from 16 exons. Bases 45 to 2600 code for a protein of 851 amino acids. NCBI's taxonomy places the organism in Eukaryota, Metazoa, Chordata, Mammalia, Perissodactyla, Rhinocerotidae.